GACUUUCCUCUCCAUCUCCUCACUCUCCUCAAACUGGACGCACCACCUCACGCUCCGGGAAUGGGAUCUGUACUUGGUUCAAAGAAAAACUUCCAGUUCUUUCGAGUUUACGCUCUGCAGAAGUUACUUUUCAAACUGCAGGGAUAGUUGUUACUGCAGGGUGUCCGCAGCAAAGAAGAGCCGCUGGCCAAUGAUCUCCAAGACGCACCAGGCGUUCUCUGACUGUCAGGGAGAGUUUCAGAUGCUGGGAAUCAGUGCAGCACAACAAAGGGGUCUCCAGUCCGUUUGAUUACGCAGAAAUCGUCGCAGUUUCACUCCAAAGUUAAUGCGAGGCGUGCGUAAAAUACUUGUGCGUAAAGUUGGAGCUGUUGCGCACGUACCAGUGUUAGUUCUAGCGGAGCAGCGCGUAUAACAGACAGAUACUUUGCUAAAUAUCAAAUCUGUGCGACGUGUUAACACCUUGGCAGCCAUGGCAAGAUGGUUCAGAGAUUUCCCCAUCAACCUGAAGAACGGAAGCGAAAGGGUCCGCUCGGCCUCUGAAUCAGGUUCUCAAACUCGGACCAAACCUUCGUUUUCUCGAGACAGUUUGAAAGUUAAUCAACGCAAGGAUGGAGGAGUUGGGGGGUUGUUAGCGGGGAGAAACAGGAAGAAUUCGGCUACGGAAUUGGGUCGUAACAACGCUGGGUCUGGUGGGACCGUCUGGGAGAGUCUCACUUAUGGGAAAGGUCGCAAGAACUCCAAGAUCGAGGCCACGGGGACACCAGACGAGAACCGCCAGGUCAGGACCUCGAGUCUGGCGCAAGCGUACAUCAGCAGGAUGAUUAAAGUGGACAAACAAGACAAGACCCCCAAACUCAACGGGAUCAGUGAAAAGAAGCAGCCUGACCACGAGAAGAGGUCUGACAUCAAGACAACGCUGAUUAUCCUGGAGGACUACGCCGAUCCUUUCGAUGCAGAGAAAACCAGGGAGCAGAGGGAGGCUGAGAGAGCCGGAGUGAAUGAUGGGUACAUGGAGCCCUACGACGCCCAGGUCAUCAUUACAGAGGUCCGCAGACGUGGCUCCAAAGACCUCUUGAAAGUGUGUGUCCUGCUGGACCGCGGCCACAGAGAGAGGAAGGGAGAAGAGGGGAAGCCCUCGCCUCCAAACAUCUACGACACGCCAUAUGAGGGCGGACUGGAGGGUGAUAGUGAGGGGGUGUGGAUCCCUGUCACACGACCGGAGUCUGACGUCCGUCCCGCCGGAGAGUACGAACUGCCCUGGGAGUGGAGAAAGGAGGACAUUGUCAGAGCGCUGUCAGCUCAAUUCGAGGCAGUGGACUGUUCUCCCACUAAAGAGAACAGCUCUGCUUCCAGCCGCCAGCAGCAGCAGCAGCAGCAGCAGCAGCAGCAGCAGAUGCAGCAACAACACACCCUGAGACAGAAGAACUGGAACCAUAAAACCCUCAUCUCCUCUUCUCCGUCCUCCUCCUCUUCUCCCACCUUCCCCUCCUCCCCUAUCCUCAAACUUUCCCCUCUCACACCCCCGUCUCCCUCCUUCCCCACACUCAAACUCUCACCCUCAUCCAGCCCCAAUAAACCUUCACCUCCAUCCCCUACCUCCCUCAGUGCCCCACUGGAUGGGGAUGAAGCUAAAUUGGACCCCGGCCUGCCCCUGGAGAAGCAGAGCUGGUACCAUGGCAGUGUGAGUCGACAGCAGGCUGAGGCUCAGCUGCAGCGCUGCAGGGAAGCCAGCUUCCUGGUGAGGGACAGCGAAUCAGGAACCAGCAAGUACUCCAUUGCUCUGAAAACCAGUCAAAGUUGUGUGCACAUCAUUGUGGCCCAGACUAAGAGCAGCAAGGGCCUGGGCUACACACUGAAUCAGAGUAGCUGCAUCUUCUCCAGCAUCCCUGAGCUGGUUCAUCACUACUGCACACACAGACUGCCUUUCACUGGAGCCGAGCACAUGACCCUGCAGCAUCCUGUGCCCAGGCCGCACUGAACAUGCAUAAAAGGACAAACAGACACACUGGAACACACGCAUAAUAUGCACAGACACAAGCACAAGCACGUAUGACACAUUAAUGCACAACUUCACACAUAAUACAUGUGUACACAUACAUGCAUACAUGCAAAGAUGUGCUGUUUUGGAUUAAGAAGUUUUGUUUAAGGUCUCCCAAGUGCUACCUAGUGGUCAAAAUCAGAUACUACAAUAAAUACGUAUCACAUUAUUAUUGCUGACUGUUUCCAAUCUGAAAUAAACACACACACACACACACACACACACACACACACACACACACACCACCCUGUACGUAAAGUUACAGAAAAAAACAUCUCUUUUUCCUUAGUCUGCAAAAUGUUUUUGUCCAUUACUUAGACAGAUCGACUCUCUACCCUGUAAACGCAUUCAUUUGAGUAAUACCUGCACCGAUGCACAUGAAGCACGGCUCUUACUAUAGCCAAUAUAAUAGAAUGAGUAAAUGGAGACGAGGGCGUAUAACUUCCUCUCCAGAUGCCUCUACACAGAGGUGCUGACAUCAUCAAUUAGCGCCAUUCCAUCCUGUUAGGUCUUGGUCUGUGGGAUCGAUAGCCCUGAUUGGAGUAUAUUCAUUCAUCCAUCUGACACGUCAAUCAGCUUAUUGAUCUAUCCUGAAAAUCAGGCAGAUUUUCCAACCGCUCUGUCUGUCAAGAGAAAGAGCUGUAUUGAUUAGAUGAUUAGAACUGGUGUAGAGGGAGGGGUGAUGUAACAUUACUGUAUCCAGCAGGCAAAAUUGUUUUAGCGUGUGUCAGUGUGCAGAUAAGUGCACGGACAUUUGGCCCAUUUACUGGCCUUCAGUGUAAUCUGGAUAUGAAGAAUUUAUUAUUAAAAAGAUGUCUUAUUGUGAAUGCAUCCCAAAAAAAAUGUACCUGUUGUAUGUAUAAAUGAUGUAUGUAUGAUUGUUGGGUCGACCGCACAAUGAUGUGGGCCGUGUAUUGUUGUUGUAAAACAUUUAUUCAGUAAAUAAAACCAAAUUCAUAUUAA
Molecule: messenger RNA, 3001 nt
Organism: Hippoglossus stenolepis (Pacific halibut)
Lineage: Eukaryota; Metazoa; Chordata; Actinopteri; Pleuronectiformes; Pleuronectidae
Gene: she
Product: Src homology 2 domain containing E
Exons: 6
Coding region: 470-1978 (502 amino acids)
Molecular function (GO): phosphotyrosine residue binding
Source: RefSeq, a predicted model, not a curated record